AUGGCGAACAACGAUGGAGUGUUGGAAACAGCUCAAAACGCUGUUUUGGGGCCAUCUGGAGACAUUGGAGAAGAUGCCGUGCCUAUAAAAGGCUACGAUUUCAAUCAAGGAAUAGAUUAUGAAAAGAUUUUGGAGUCUUAUUUGUGCACAGGUUUUCAAGCAACUCAUUUUGGUAAAUCUGUUGAGGUAUGUUGCAUUUUUAACUAUAUAUUCUUGUUGUUUAGGUCAUUAACAAGAUGAUUGAAUGUCGGAAAAAGCCGUUUGAGGGCUAUGAAGAUACUUUUUCGUAUCCUGAAGGACGCAAGAAGACUGGUUGUACGAUAUUCUUGGGAUACACAUCAAAUUUGGUCACUUCGGGGUUAAGAGAGGUAAGUUAAAGCAAUUUUAGCAUGAGAAAUUUUGCUUUACUUGUAGUUUUAUGUACUAUAAUAUAGUUUAGACUUUUAGGUAUCUAGCAGAACACAAUCUAGUUGAUUGUAUUGUUACUAGUGCUGGCGGAAUUGAGGAAGACUUCAUUAAAUGUCUCAAGGACACGUAUUUGGGUAAGGUUUUGGAGGUAAUUCGAUGGAAAGCUGCGUUUUUUCUGGUUUAAAUUUGUUGGAAAUUAAGCGUAUUGUCUUAUGAAAGUUUAAGGAAAUGUUAUUUUUGAUAUUUGUUCAGUAUAGCGUUGUUUAUUGAACUAUUUGCAGUUAUGCUUCAUAUUAUUUUUGUUGUUUCUUAAAGAGUUAAACUUACAUUUUGUGAUGCUUUUUACUUCUAAUUUUUGACUUUCAGGGGAUUUUAGACUAGAUGGAGCUAAGCUACGCAAAAACGGGUUAAAUCGAGCGGGUAACCUUCUGAUUCCAAACCAAAAUUACUGCGAAUUUGAGACAUGGAUAACACCGAUUCUGGAGAAAAUGACACAAGAAGAUGUCAAUUGGACACCGUCAAAGGUAAACUGCUUAAAAAAGUUGACACUAUUAAUAUUAGGUUGUCCGGAAAGUUCUGCAAUAUUUAUUCACUUUUGA
Molecule: messenger RNA, 1007 nt
Organism: Bursaphelenchus okinawaensis
Lineage: Eukaryota; Metazoa; Nematoda; Chromadorea; Rhabditida; Aphelenchoididae
Source: the annotation of a GenBank genome assembly